Messenger RNA from Talaromyces rugulosus, 399 nucleotides. RefSeq lists its product as uncharacterized. The coding region runs from base 1 to 399 and encodes 132 amino acids. The transcript has 2 exons. Gene Ontology annotation, cellular component: cytosol. NCBI's taxonomy places the organism in Eukaryota, Fungi, Ascomycota, Eurotiomycetes, Eurotiales, Trichocomaceae. Gene Ontology annotation, molecular function: protein-disulfide reductase [NAD(P)H] activity. The record is from RefSeq and is a predicted model, not a curated record.
AUGCCGAUCAUCACCAAUUUCACACUGCCCCCCUCUCAGGACGCUCUCACUCUGCCUCCUGACUCCAAUUCGGCAUUCUUCAUUGCCUUUUUGGCCUCGCGCGACCCGAGUACAGGACAGCCAUGGUGCCCUGAUGUUAGGGCUUCGCUGCCGCACCUAACCGCCGCCUUUUCCGGGGACACUGCGCCUCAGGUGGCCUUUGUCGACGUUGGACAGCGAGAUGAGUGGAAGAACCCCUCAAACAUUUAUCGAACGGAUUGGAAAGUCUCCGGAGUGCCAACUCUGGUCCGCUAUGAACGAGUCGACGGCAGGGUGAAGGAUGUUGGCCGCAUAUCGGAGGUUGAAAUUCUUGAUAAGAAGCAGUUUUCAACCUUUAUCAAGUCUCAAGCUUCUUUGUGA